Molecule: messenger RNA, 1014 nt
Organism: Raphanus sativus (radish)
Lineage: Eukaryota; Viridiplantae; Streptophyta; Magnoliopsida; Brassicales; Brassicaceae
Product: methyl-CpG-binding domain-containing protein 11
Molecular function (GO): DNA binding
Source: RefSeq, a predicted model, not a curated record
AUGGAAGACGUGGAUGAAUAUCAUUGGGUUGGAUUGCAAAAACAAAAUGGGUACAGAGAGGAAAGUGUAUCUGUGGAGCUACCAGCACCUUCUUCAUGGAAGAAAUUGUUUUUCCCGAACAAAGUGGGAUCAGUGAAGAAAACAGAGAUUGUGUUCGUUGCUCCAACGGGUGAGGAGAUCAGUAACAGGAAGCAGCUGGAUCAGUAUCUCAAAUCUCACCCUGGAAACCCAUCCGUCACUGAGUUUGAUUGGACCACUAGUGGGACGCCUAGGAGAUCUGCAAGGAUCAGUGAUAAGAAGACUAAGUCGACUCCCUCACCAGACAAAGAGCCACCCAAGAAGCGAGGUCGGACUAAAUCUUCAGGGUCAAAGAAAGAUGGAGAAGAAGGUGAGAAACCAGAGGGAGGAGGAGUGGAGAACUCUCAUGUCCAAGAAGAAGAUACUGAGAUGUCUGCUCUCAAGGGAACGAAAGAGAACGAGAAUGUAACUGUUAAGGAUGGCUCUGGUGACACAAAAGACGACGUGGUUACAGAGGAGACUCCUGAUCCUGCUCCAGUUCAAGAAGCUGGUGGUGAGUCUAUCAAGGAGCAAAAACAUGAUUUAGUUGGAGAUAUUAGUAAGGAGAGGGUGGAGUCUAAGACUGACAAAGAAGAGGAGACUGGCUCGGUUGAAAAGAAUGCAGAGAUCAAGACUGCUGAAGCUAACACCGAGCAGAAGAAGGAAGCUGCAGGCCAAGGCUCAGCUGAGGCUGAGUCUGAAGCUAAGACCAGAAACCAUGAGGGAAAUGGUCUGACCUCAGAAGCUGAGGGGAAAGAGAAAGCAGCUGAAGCGGAAGCAACUGAGUAACUCUGCCCUGUUCCCCUUUUGUUAGAGCAUGAAAUGUAAGUCAGUUUGUUUAUUUUCAUGCUCUUUUUGUAUCUAAUUACAUCGGUAAAAGAUGAGAUUAUUAGGCUGAGCUGUGUACUAUUUGAAUGAUUUCAGUAUUAUGACUAUGCAUGUUCUCUUUGUAGAGUG